AUGAUUGAUACUUUACGCUAUUCCGUAAUGACACGCAAAGCUGGCACAAAAGAUGAAUGUGAAAAAAUAGUAGAAAGUGGGGCUAAAAAGGUAGCCAUGGACCAGAUUAAAAUAGCAGCCAAUAAUGUGCAGGAAGAGGUCGGGAGAUCCAAGACAGACCUUACCUAUUUCAGAGUUCUGCCUAGACCAGGCCCCUUUCAAAAAGCCAGGUCCAACGCUGUGCAUAUGCUGCUGCUUGCUGGAAGUUCUCUCCAUCCCUGGGCUACAUUCAGGAGACAACUUCUAGAACGUGGAGAGCUCAUGGUGUCAGAGAGCCUCCCCAGGGCUCUGGGUUCUGACUUAGAUAAUGGCAGUGUUUCCAGUGAUCUGAAACAUGAAGCUGAGAGGAUCAAUAACAUAAAUAUACUUGUUUGCACUCCGGGUCGGCUUCUUCAACAUAUGGAUGAAACAAUAUGUUUUCAUGCUACCAAUCUCCAAAUGUUAGUUCUUGAUGAAGCAGAUAGAAUCUUGGAUAUGGGCUUUGCUGAUACCGUGAAUGCUAUUAUUGAAAAUCUUCCCAAGAAACGGCAGACUUUACUUUUCUCAGCUACACAAACCAAGUCUGUAAAGGACCUUGCACGCCUAAGUUUGAAAAACCCUGAGUAUGUGUGGGUUCAUGAAAAAGCAAAAUACAGCACCCCUGCCACUUUGGAACAGAACUACAUAGUUUGUGAGCUGCACCAAAAAAUAAGUGUAUUAUAUUCCUUUUUGAGAAGCCACUUGAAGAAGAAAAGUAUUGUAUUUUUCUCCAGUUGUAAAGAGGUUCAGUAUCUGUACCGAGUGUUCUGCCGGCUACGUCCUGGCAUCUCUAUACUUGCCCUGCACGGCCGCCAGCAGCAGAUGAGAAGGAUGGAAGUCUACAACGACUUUGUCCGCAAGAGAGCUGCUGUGCUCUUUGCUACUGAUAUUGCUGCCAGGGGGCUGGAUUUCCCAGCUGUGAAUUGGGUUCUUCAGUUUGAUUGUCCAGAGGAUGCCAACACAUAUAUUCACAGAGCAGGUAGAACUGCCAGGAAUCUGGAAUUCUGGUACACAGCAGACAAAGUGGCACCAAACUUGACUUCGAUCUACAAAAGGAAAAGCAAUGGCAUCUACAUCAUAAAUCUGAAGAGAACCUGGGAGAAGCUUCUGCCAGCAUCUCAGGCUAUUGGAAGCCCAGUUGAUGUAAGUGUCAUAGGCUCCAGGAAUACUGGCCAGCUGGCUGUGCUGAAGUUUGUGACUGUCACCAGAGCCACUCAUAUUGCUGGCCACUUCACACCUGGGACAUUCACUAACCAGAUCCUGGAAGCCCUCUAGGAGCUGAGACUUCUGGUGAUUACUGAUUCCUGGGCUGACCACCAGCCUCUCACAGAGGCAUCUUGUGUUAACGUGCCUAUGUUGCUCUGUGUAACACGGACUUCUCUGUGCUAUGUGGAUGCUGCCAUCCCAUAUAAUAAAGGAGCUCACUCAGUGGGUCGGAUGAGGCGGAUGCUGGCCCAGGAAGUUCCAAUGCAUGGCACAUUCUCCUGUGAGCACCCACAGAAGGUCAUGCCUGAUCUCUCCUUCUACAGAAAUCCUGAAGAGAUUGAAAAGGAAGAGUAGGCCACUGUUGAAAAAGCUGUGACCAAGGAGGAAUUUCAGGGUGAAUGGACUACUGCAGCUCCCAGAUUUACUGCUACUCAACCUGAGGUUGCAGACUGGUCUGAAGGUGUGCAGGUGCCCUCUGUGACUAUUCAGCAGUUCCCCACUGACGAUUGGCGCGCUCAGCCUGCCACUGAAGACUGGUCUGCAGCUCCCAUGGCUCAGGCCACUGAAUGGGUAGCAACAACCACCGAGUGGCCCUAA
Messenger RNA from Leptonychotes weddellii (Weddell seal), 1860 nucleotides. NCBI's taxonomy places the organism in Eukaryota, Metazoa, Chordata, Mammalia, Carnivora, Phocidae. The record is from RefSeq and is a predicted model, not a curated record.